AAACAUAAGACAGGCGGCUCCAGACAGACAGCCUGCCCGAACAAACAGAACUGGACCAGUACCUAAACCCUGGCCCUGCCCAGCUCCAGGCUCCAUAUAGUGAGAACUCAGCCUUCAGCACCAGGAGCGGACAGCUCCAGGCGGAGAGGGGGAGGGGGGCACACUGUGUAUUUGGGGAUUGGAUGCCCAGUCCAUUGCUGAGUGGUACACUCUCUGAGCUCUGAUGCUAUAGACGUGCCAGCCAGGAGCAGGGCAUAUAACAGGCUAGGAUGGGCGGCAAGCUCAGCAGGCAGAGCAGCCUGGAGGAUGAGCCCGAGGACGGGCUGGAGGUAGCCGGGUCACGGGGGGACUUUGCCUUCCCAUCGCUGAUGCUGAACUCUGAGCGUAUCCACGGGGUGCUCCGUAGGAACAAGCCGGCUCCCUACGUUCGACGGUCAGACUGGAUCAGGGACAUCCAGGCUCUGCUCCGGGACCACAAGCAGGAGCGGGCCAUGCAGGUGUUAAGAAUGCUCCGCAAGGUGAGGGAGCCUAUAGGAUCACAUAGCCCUGAUACAGUAACCAUCACCCCUUCCUAUACAUCACUCUCCACCAUAACCACAUCGAACGGGGCAUCCCCUAAUACUGACACACUGGGUGCCAUCAGGGUGCCAAGAUCUCUUCAUCAUACAUGUAGCUAUAAGUCAAUAUUAUCAAUUAAUACAUGUACAGCGCAGUGACCAGGGGUGGCAUUGCUAGCGCUAGUGUGCUCUGUGCUGUACAGUACUUGGUGUGCUGCUGGGUGUGGUGACCUCCCCUUUGCUGUAUCUACAGGACCUGGGCCUGGAGGGGACAUUCCUCAAUGACAUCCUGUACAGACAUGUCACCUUCCUGAACCUUGUGGACCCCAUCUCCCACGAAUUGCUCCUGAGCCUGUCCAGGGAGCUCCAAUGCCCCCGCAAGGUGAGUGUGCUAAUGAAGUAUAUUAUAGUAUACACACAGUCCUCCCCCUUACUAUACUGUAACCACAGAUACUCUUACUCUUGGUGCUUUGUCUGCAAGCCAUAAUAAAAAAAACCAUGCACAUAUGCCAGAUACAUACACACAUAUUUACAUGUAUACUGAGGAGUGUGUGUGUGAAAGGCAUUUCUGCCAUAGCCAGGAUGGGCUCAUUUCUCCCCCACCUCUCCAUACAGGAGAAAAUGUUCCAGAAAGUCUGAGACUGGCCAUGAAUGCCAAUAUUCAGGACAUUACUCAGUCAGUGAGGGAGGAGACUGAAAGAGAUAGACAGACAGACAGACAAAGAGGAGGAGAGCAAAUCAUGAGGAAGGGAUGCAGACAACAAUACAGAAUGACAAGGGGGAGAGAGCAGCCAGGAGGGGCUGAGCAGCAUGGAGAGAUAUCUACAUAGAAAUUAGGGGAGGGGGGGGGAGGGGGGGGGACGGGGGACAGAGCUACUGGCAACAAGCAGGCUAUCUAGUUAAUUAUUUAAUUCUCUAUGAAGAGCUAACAUAUUCCACAGCAUUGUACAAUGAGCAUAGUCAUUCUACAAACAAGGGGUGAGCAAGCCCCUUUAUUUUUAAAUAAAAAGACAUAGAGGUUGAUACAUACACGUUGAUUACGCUGCAGAAGGGACUAUUUACACAUACAUUUGUACAGUUGAAUUGCUUUUGAAGUCACGCACCAGCAUGCAGGGAUUUUGGGAUUUAAUCACUAUAAUAGUGAAUUGUGAAAUGAAUUAAAAUCUAAAUACCAAAAUAUAGGCAAACAAAUCUAAGAUAAAUACAUUUCCCAACUCAACACCUCAAUUUUGCCAUUCUAAUUUUAAUUAUUAAAUUUAGAAUUUAGUUUAAAAAAAAAAAAAAGAAAUCUCUAUCAACUAAAAUGUAAAUUGUUAUAAAAUUCUAUAUUUUAGAGUAAAAUAGCCAAACAGAAAACACAACUGACUUGGAAAUGUAUUUAUUUUUAUUUCCUCUGCUUUGGCCUGUAAUGUGAAAUUCACUUUGAAUGCCCAAUAAUUCAUAGUUUUGUAAAUAUCCCUGUCAGUGAAUUUAAAAAAUAUCAGGCAUUUAAGAAUAAGGAAUUAAAAAAGAGAGAAAUGGAGAACUAAAUAAGCAAAAUGGAUGAAGGCAUUGCAGUAAGACCUCUAGUUCAAGUUGCUCUUUUUUGUGAAUACUUCAUGUUCCUAAUCUGUUGGAAUGAGUGGAAUGGGCCAAAACUAAAAGAAUUUAACAAAAAAUAAAAUGUGAUACAUGGUAUCCACAAAUAUGAAUACCAGAAUAGGGUUAGGAGUAGGACAUGGGUUGGUAAUGAAUUUAACUAGAGACAACAGCAUAAUUUUUUUAAAUUAAAGUUUUACUUGCCUUUUUCCAGCACUGAGGCUCUCUCAUUGCUGCAUAUCUCUUCACCUCCUGUGGUGUCAUGGACGAGGCAUUGCCACCUCCGCGGUGCAUGGUUCAAUCCAAAGCUCCUCAUAGAGAAGCACGAAGUACCUGAUGCGCAUGCACAGUGAGUGAUGUGUGCACAACCAGGUUUCCCUAUAGGACCACUGAGUCAUUGCUUUACUACGGAGGCUUCCUCGUCAUGUGCCCGAAUUUUACUCAGUCAGUACGGCGGAAGCACCUCUAGUGACACUGUAAACAUUGCAGGUUCUUUUUUUUCUUUUUUUUAUGUUAAAAGGACAGGACCACUAUACCAAAGUCACUUCAUGGAGUGGCCCGGGUGACUUUAGUUGUUCUUUAAAGGGUUACUCCAGGUACCAUGAAUACUAAAGUGAUUUGAAGUGAUCAUGGUGCCUGGAGUCUGUACAGGUAGUGUUACACUAGGAAACUUAGUACAUUUGGAGUUUAACCCUUUUGCUGCCAGAACCAGGGCCGGAUUAAGAGCACACAGGGCCUGGUGCUGACAAAUAUGAUGGGCCUAAUUACGGAAUCUUAUCAACCAAAAACACUAAACCAGUCAUACCUCCCAAGCGUCAUGUAUCUGAUGGAGAUGGUGCUGGAGGGAAACUCAAAGGAUGCAGCUAUAAGAAAACACAUACUCUAUGCUAAUCUCUCUCUAAUUUAUGCUUUCAUCUUUCAAGUAAAUCCAUAACCCUAACAGCAGUGUCCAGCGAGGCAGGAAGUCAAUGGGCGGGGUAAAAGAGUGUGCCACUGACGCGAAUCACGUGACCAGACUUGCCAAAAGGGGAGAACAUGCCAAAAAAGGGGGAAUGUCUGUCCAAAGAAUUUGAAGGACAACCUGGCAUGAAUGCAUGUCAGGCUGCCCGCCAAUCCUGCAGGCUGUCCAACUAAGGGCAUACUAUGCAGGCAGCACCAUGAGCUUGACAUAAAUGCAUCUAAUGAUGCACUCACUCCGUGCUUUCUAAGGACUGUCCCCUAUCACUCGCUGGUCCACUUGUCACCUUGCCUUCUUACUAGCAGACAGAAGCUCCUGGUAUAUAGUCUGAGACAGAGAAAAGGUGUAUGUAGUGAGUGUAGAAGAAAGGGGACAUGCCACAGUUUUAGAGAGAUCAGCGUCUGCAUUACCUAAACUAAUUUUAUUGUCAGCUAGUCCAUACAAGUUUUGUUCCCAUACAUCCCUCUUAAGAUUCCAAACUUAAAGGGACACUAUAGUCACCAGAACAGCUACAGCUUAUUGUAUUUGUUCUGAUAAGUAGAAUCAUUCCAUUUAGGCCUUUUGCAGUAAACACUGUCUUUUCAGAGAAAAUAACUCCACUGGCCACUCCUUAGAUGGCUGCUAGAGGUGCUUCCUGGGGCAGUACUGCCUAGUGUGCAGCACUGCCAUUCAGUGUCUCCACCCUCUGCAUGCAGACACUGAACUUUCCUCAUAGAGAUGCAUUGAUUCAAUUUAUCUUUAUGAGGAGAUGCUGAUUGGCCAGGGCUAUGUUGGACUUGUGGUGGCUCUGCCCCUGAUCUUCCUGAAAAAGCCAAUCCUACGGGGAAGUUUUGUAAUUUGCUCAGACCACCACUUCUGAUGAUGUCAGCAGACAGUCAAUUCCGAGGCAGAGCCAGCAGCUGCAGACUUGAAUACAAGUUAUAUUUUACUAUACUUAGGGAGGCAAGAAGGGGCCAGGGUGGUGGUUUUAGCAUAAUAGGGUCAGAAAUACAUGAUUGUGUUCCUGACCCUAUAGUGCUCCUUUAAGCAAGAGUAUGUGAAGAGUAGUUAGGGUUGCCACCUUUCUUGGAAAAAAUACCAGCCUUAAUCAUUUGUAUAAUCACAAAGAGUGACAUCAGAGAAAAUUCUGUAAAAUCACCAACAAACUUUUGAUUCUACUGUAUAGAUUCUGCUGUAUAGAUGGAUUGCUCCCAGUGUCUCAGUCUCGCAAGUCACCCAGUGUCUCAGUGUCCCUAUGUAUCACAGUGUCAGUGUCCCCAUGUCGCCCAGUCCCCUAGUCUCCCAGUGUCUCAGUGUCCUCAUUUCUCCCAGUGUCCCAAUGUCUCAGUGUGUCCCCAUGUCACUAGGAUACUGGGGACACAGUGAGACAUGGGGACACAGUGAGACAUGGGGACACUGAGAGGGGAUAUGGGGACACAGAGACAUGGGGACACUGGGAGACAUGGGGACACUGAUACAUUUAGGGAAACUGGGAGAAAUGGGGACACUGAGACACUAGGAGACAUGGGGACACUGAAACAUUUGGGGACACUAAGACACUAGGGACACAAAGACAUGGGAACACAGACACUGGAGACUAGGGGACAGGGGGAUACUGGCUGGGAGACAGACACUUGGGAACACUGGGAGACAUGGGGACAGUUGUGGACAUAGACAUGGGGACACUGGGACAUAUAGGGACACUGGGAGACCUGGGGACACUAGGCACACUGAGACACUAGGAACACAGACACUGGGAUACAUGGGGACACUGAAACACUAGGGACACAGAGACAUGGGGACACUGGGAGACUAUGGGACACAGACACUGGGAGACUUGGGGACAGUUGUGGACAUAGACAUGGGGACACUGGGACAUAUAGGGACUUUAGGCCCACUGAGAAACAUGGGACACAGACACUGGGAGACUUAGGGACACUGAGACACUAUCGACACUGGAUGGGGGACAUGGGGAAACUGGGAGAAAUGGGGACAUAUUGUCUCCGUGUCCCAAUGUCUCAGUGUCUCCCAAUGUCACUAUGUCUCACAGCAUCCCCAUGUGUCUCAGCAUCCCCAUGUGUCUCAGCGUCCCCAUGUGUCCCAGUGUCCCCUAGUGUCUCAGUGUCCCCAUGUUUUCCAGUGUCCCCAAGUGUCUCAGUGUUUCCAGGUCUCCCAGUCUCUGUGUCCCCAUGUGUCCUAGUGUCUCAGUGUCCCCUAGUGUCUGUGUCCCCAUGUGUCCCCUAGUGUCUCAGUGUCCCCAUAUGUCCCCUAGUGUCUCAGUGUCCCCUAGUGUCUCAGUGUCCACAUGUGUCCCCUAGUGUCUCAGUGUCCCCAUGUCUCCCUGCUGCCUUUCCCCCCAUCCCGCCUUUCCCCCCAUCCCUCACCUAAGCUGUAGAGUUGCUGUAUGGACUCUGUGCUGUGUUGCUGCUCCCCCACGGAUCAGUAAGUAGUAGAGAGAGGCAGAGAUAUGCUGUAACUUCCUAUCCCUGCCUCUUUCCACACACAGUGACCCCUACUGGCCGGUGCUGGUAUUGCAGAGUAAUCUCCAUUUAUUCUGAGAAAAAUACAUGCAUUUGUAUUGCCGGUAUUACUGCGAUACCGACACGGCCAGGCAGCCUCAAAUACCGGCUGUGACAGUAAAAUACCAGUCAGGUGGCAAACCUAAGAGUAGUGUGUAAAAAAAAAAAAAAAAAAUAUUUUUUUUUUUUUUUUUUUUCAAUGGGCCUAUUCCAUGGGCCUGGGCCUGGAGCUGCAGCUCCAUCAGCCCCUAUGUUAAUCCGGCCCUGGCCAGAACCAUAAGUCCAGCCCUGCAGAAGCUGGAUUUCAUAAUUCUGCUGAUCAGGAUGGCAAACCGUCGUACCAGCAUACUAUUAAGCAAGCUGUAGUGGUUAUGAUAGUUGGCGUAACCCUUUAAGAACAAUACUGUAGGGAUAGGAAGGGAAACACAGUUAAAGGGACUCUCCAGGCAGAGGAUUUUACUCACCUGGUUCCAGCGCCGGGAGCCUCGUGAAGCCGCGCCCCCUAUUUCAUAAAAAUGACGAAAUAGGCGGGCGCGAGCAGGGAGCAAUCAGAUGCUUCCAUUCAUGCCGCCCUCUGAAGUCCUAAGCGCACUACCGCGCAGCCGCGUGGUGUGCGCGGCCGCUAGCUGAGCUGACUGACAGCUCAGCUCGUGGUCUUUGCCCGCCCCCUCUCCUCUGCUGACAGGCAGAAGAGAGAAGGUGCGCACAUAGUGCCUUCUCUCUCCUGCACAUGUCAGAUGUAUUUUAAUACGUCUGACGUGUACAAGGCCUUUUUAGGGCCCUGCAUGAUAGGAAGUCCCUCUGGUGGCCGUCUGAGUGACGGCCACUGGAGGUAUUCCUAUCAAUCAAUGUAAACACUGUAUUUUCUCUGAAAAUACAGUGUUUAUAUUAGAUUGCCUGCAGGGAGCUAUAGAUCAUACCUGAACAAAUACAUUAAGCUGUAGUUGUUCAGGUGACUAUAGUGUCCCUUUAAAUGCUGUGUGAGGGCAUCACAACUGGACAAAAAUGGUGAUGAGAACUGAUAGUUGUUGAUAGUUGUAUAUAUUUUAAGAUGGGUUUAGGUCAAAUGAGGCCAGAAUAAUUUGAAGGCUGUUUCUCUGUUUUGCUGCAGAAAGUUAUAACAUGAUGAUCAUAAGAGUUAGAAUCAGUUUAUAGGUUUCUAAAACAUCAAGAUAUUAGUCAAUCCACAGGAGAAUGGUAGGGAGCUCGGCUCGCUGUCUGAAUCAAAAGUAAGAUAAUGAGCAGUGUAAAGGGAGCAGAACUAAUUGGAACAUCUCUCUGGAUAUUCAGGUCUGCUAAAAUGAAACUCUGAAAAAUAUAAAUGAGGAAACCACAAUGGUACAUGGUGAUGCAACAGAUGGGAUGUAUCCAGUGAACAAUAGAUGACUGCAAUUAGAGGAGUUUAAAAAGCAUAAACUUUAGAAGGAUAAGCACAGAAAAGAACAUGUACAGAAUGUUGCAAAAAGUGAUUGUUAAUGUCAACAUCUAGAGAUAUGACUUUAAAGCAAGAACGUAAAACUCGCGGCCCACAUAGACCAUCUUUGCGGCCUGGCGAGCCACGAGUACAUGCUGGUGUUAUAGCAGAGUAGGCAAUGUCCCCAGAUUGCAGGUGUCUACUAUGCUAAAACUUACUCAGCCGGGGAGUAGGGCCAGCGAGGGAGCUCAGUGUUCCUGCUCCUCAUUGCUCCCUCACCCGCGUCGUCUGUAAUAAAGCCGGGCGCCGGAAUAUGACAUCAUAUUCCGGCACUCAGCAUCACUAAACUCUGCAAGGGAGCAGAUAGAAGGACUGCAGGGAGAGGCCCCAUAUUGGCUCCAAAAGGUAGGGAGCAAUAAAGUAAAGUAUGUGUGCAAGAAUGUGUAAGUGUGUGUGUGGGUCCGUGUCAGCGUGUGUGUGUCUGUCCGUCAGUGAGUAUGUGUAUGUGUCUGUCUGUCAGUAAGUAUGUGUUUGUCUGUCAGUGUGUCUGUAUGUGUGUGUAUGUCUGUCAGUGAGUGUAUGUGUGUGUGUCUGUGAGUCUGUGUGUGUGUCUGUCAGUGUGUGUCUGUCUGUCAGUGUGUAUGUGUGUGUCUGUCUGUUAGUAAGUAUGUGUGUGUCUGUCAGUGUGUGUGUGUGGUCCUUGUGGGCCGCAAGUUUGUCAUGCUUGCUUUAAAGGGACAGCACCAAAAUAAGUUUAGUUUAUUGAAGCAGUUUGGGUGUAUAGAUAAUGCCUCUGCAGUCUCACUGCUCAAUUAUCUACCAUUAAGGAGUUAAAUAAGGUUGGUUUCUGUUUAUGCAGCCCUAGCCACACCUGCCUCCUACUCAACUCUUAAUAUUGCUUUUUUCUGGAUUGCAGAAUGGCUAAAUCAGUUAGGCAGAUUAGAUUUAGGAGGUUUAUUCACUAAACAACAAAUUGCAAAAUUAAUGCUAAAAAGCUGUGAUUAUAGGUGAUAAGAAGUUUAUCCACAUUAAAAAAAUUUGCCUAAAUUUUGCACUUCAGUUCUUAGUGAAUACACAUCAGAGAGUGCACAGGGCCUGAUUAAAUCUAUAAUGAGAGCUAUUUUGUGAAAGGAAUUUAGAGAUAGAUAUACAAAAUGCAAUGAGAACAGAUAGACAGAAAAUAGAAUAUGUUUAACCCCUUAAGGACCAAACUUCUGGAAUAAAAGGGAAUCAUGACAUGUCACACAUUUCAUGUGUCCUUAAGGGGUUAAUAGGCACAAAUACAUACAUUCUCAAAUUCAGCUAUAGUCACAACUUUAAUAUAUUCUCUUGAAGUGUGAUCUUCAAUCAAAAUCUAUAGAAACUGACUCAGAAACACAAUUGAUAGUCUUCAAAUAUGCUUCUUUCUUUUACUAUCAAUGGUUCACUUCCCUACCUCCUGUACUCACUCAAUCCCCCCCUCACUGCCUCCAUUUAUUCUUAGCAAUAAUUUUUUUUUUAAUAUUGUAAAAGCCCUCCCUCCACUCCUUGGCUCUGAGGGCAUGCUCAGGGAAAAAUCUCCAAUCAAAUGCUUCUCAUAGAGAAGCUUUUGAUUGGGCCGCAGAUGAUGACAUCAGAUGGGGAGUUGAAAUGAAGGAGUAGGGCCUCACCAGGAACUGGACUCCAGGUAAGUUUUUUUUUUAUCUAUUCCACAACUCCAUAUGUUUCUUAAUUAAAUAAAGGUGUUGGAGAGGUUCAGUAGUGCCCAAUACUGCAUAAUAAAGAGAAAAAUUGAUUGAUAAGAAACAGGUUAUAAUAAUCAGCCUGCUGCCACUAAAACUGCAAACCUUAAACCAUUAACAUGUCUAUGGACAAUUUUCCUACAGACGCUUAUUGGCACAGCCAGCUUGGAAAAUUUCUUGUACCCAGGUGAAUGCACAACAACAACAACAACAACAUAAAACAGGACAGACAAAAUCCAGCAGCCUCAGAAAUCCUGGCCAGUUGACAGAAAAAUCCAAAAUCUUCUUAACUAAACACAAAUAACACUAAUUACUAUCAUAAGUAGAACAUGCGGUCUAGAUCUGAAUUUGUGAAGAACAACAAACAUGAUAGUACCAAAAGUAAUGUCUAAUUAAUAAGCAGUUAUGAUAAACACAUAUAAGAAUAAUCACAAGCCAUUAAACCUUUGGCUACAAAAUGAAUUGUUUUACCAUUUUACCCCAAUCAUGACAGGGAGUUUGACUAAUCUCUUUUUAUCAGUGGUAUUUAACCCUUUUACCAGGAACUCUAACUGGGUUGAUAACUAAACUCUGAAUUUUCAAUAAUUAAUUCAGAAUGAUAUAAUUAAGGUAAGAAUAGCUGAUCUGGAAAAACUCUCCAACUCAGCAAUAGUCAUAACUUGACUAUUGUUGCCUCAAUUUUGCCAUUCAGAAUUUACGAAAAAAUCUGAGUUUAGUAAAUAACCAUUUUCGGAUGUGUAUGGAUUAAACGUGGUGACCCACUCUUUAAAAUUGUGCAGUUACCAACUGUCCACGUUCUGUACUAUUGACCAUAAAAUACCUUUUGCAGGAAACCAUAAUUUGACUGUUCCCAUUAACCAAAGGGAUCUCCACUACAGUGGGAGAAGAGCUACUGUUAUAGUAAACAACUUAUAGAGGCCAGUUGCCUGACUAUGCAGCACUAUGCAAGCCUGUUCAUGUAAGAUUUACACCUAAUGUUCACAGGUGUCAUUUGGAGAGAUUACAACAUUGGAUAGACAGUUAUGCAAUUAGUUAGCUCUUUGUGCAUGGUCCUUGUGCCCUCAGCACAACAUGAACACGUCUGAUGAUGUGCUCACACUGUGCUAUCUGGGGACUGUUUCCAGGUGUCUCUAUAUUCAGGAUAACAGGGAACUAACCCAGGAUGGCUUGACCGGAGUGUAAAACCUGGGUUGUCCAGAUCCAGAACAAUUGGCUUUACAAACAAGUAACAAUAAGACUUUUUUUCCUCCAAGCUAGUAAAUGUCAAUGAUGUUUUGUUCGUUAUACAGUACAGUAUAUAAAUACCCAGACUUGGUAGUGUUUUUUUACCUUUAUUUUUACACCUCUGGUGUUUCACAGAAUAAUUUAGCAAUUACAUAUCAGAAGAGACAUUUACAAAGGUAAAACCACGAGACACUCAGGAAAUUGAAAAAGGAAUGUAAGGCCAACAUAGCUUAAUAGAAACUAUAUCUGAGUUAGAGAUUUGUUUUACAGUUCUGUUAUAUUGAAAUGUGCCAUUUGUCGAUUUUCUACACUUCCCAGUUUAGAGCAUAAACACAUCAGGCAAAAACUGUUAAUAGUGAGGUAUAGGUUUAAUGACAAACACAUCAGCGUUGAUUUUUAAUUAUAUAGUAAUGAAUGGUAUUUACAGAAAAUAGAUUUAAAAUGUAUUACAUUUGGUCCCUCCCAUACCAGUUAUCUCAGUGAAUAUAGCUAUUGAAGGACUGGAAAAAGAUAAAUUGUGAACGUAAGAGAUAAUCUCUAUCUCUCAAUUUUAAGGCAAUAUCAGCUGCGCUAUUUUGUUGGAACGUAUUAUUACACAAUCUCUGAAUCUAUUCCUUUCAAUGUUUAAGCCUCAAAACUCAUCUCUAAAAAUGCUUAAUAAUCAUGCAACAAGUCAAAGUCUAAGAUAGCCACAUCUAGCGAACAAAUAGUUAUAUAGGGAUAAUGUUUUCUGAACAAUCACCCAUAAAUUAUCUGCAAAUUGGUAGGGGUGAAGCUAAAAAGUUAAAGGGACACCAUAGUCACCUGAACAACUUUAGCUUAAUGAAGCAGUUUUGGUGUAUAGAACAUGCCCCUGCAGCCUCACUGCUCAAUCCUCUGCCAUUUAGGAGUUAAAUCCCUUUGUUUAUGAACCCUAGUCACACCUCCCUGCAUGUGACUUGCACAGCCUUCCAUAAACACUUCCUGUAAAGAGUGCCCUAUUUAGGCUUUUUUUUAUUGCAAGUUCUGUUUAAUUAAGAUUUUCUUAUCCCCUGCUAUGUUAAUAGCUUGCAAGACCCUGCAAGAGCCUCCUGUAUGUGAUUAAAGUUCAAAUUAGAGAUUGAGAUACAAUUAUUUAAGGUAAAUUACAUCUGUUUGAAAGUGAAACCAUUUUUUUUUCAUGCAGGCUCUGUCAAUCAUAGCCAGGGGAGGUGUGGCUAGGGCUGCAUAAACAGAAACAAAGUGAUUUAACUCCUAAAUGACAGGGAAUUGAGCAGUGAAAUUGCAGGGGAAUGAUCUAUACACUGAAACUGCUUUAUUUAGCUAAAGUAAUUUAGGUGACUAUAGUGUUCCUUUAAUUUAUAGCUACUGUCUUCAACACCAACUUGUAUAGUAAUUGAUAACACCCUUAAAGGUCAAUAGCAUCCACAGGUGAUAUUUGCCACCAAAAUGAAAAACAUUUAAUAUAUUCAUAGCCUUGUUAUUUUAUAAUUUCAUCAAAAGAACAAGGAUAAUUUUACUAGUUUUAAUUCUCAAAUACUGAAUUUUGGUAACAAAGACAGUUUAACUACAACAGUGUAAGCACAACAUCAAGUAUGCUAUUAAUUGCAAUUUAAUGAACUCAGUGAAGAGUAGCGAAUGCAGCAAUUAAAACAGAGAGUUCAAAUAAAGAAAGUCACCCCAAUUAAAUUUUUGGUUCUGUGUUAGUAAGAAAUUAAUCAUUGCUCAUAAAUGUAACCAUAUUGCAUAUGAAUAAAAGUUGGACUUCUAUCUGGAUAUAAAAGACUGAUCACAGAUUGAUACUGUACAUUUAUUGACUGUAGCCUGUGGUAUAGCUAGAUUUUCUUUGUCAAUAUGUUGUUCAAUACUCUUAUUUGAGAUUCAAUACAAUUUCUAGCGCAAUAUUAUGUGUUUAUGAACAUACUUUUUCGGGCACAUAAAUGUACACUCUCAUAUAUGCAUAUAUUUAUCAUAGGAACAUGACCAAAUGAAAUCUACAGACCGUAUUUGCCGACAACUUCUAUACCAUCUUACACCACACUCCAAGUGGCAUCGGCAUAGCCUCCAUCGCAGGAAGAGCCUAGCAUGGUAUGAAGGGCAAUAAAGGGUGUAUAAGAAAUGUGCAUUCCUUAUUAUUAUUAGUAGUAUUUAUAAAGAGUCAACACAAUCUGCAGCGCUGUACAAUGUGUGGAAUAACAGAUAGGUAUUUGUAACCAGAUGAGUUGGACGCACAGGAACAGAGGGGUUCAGAGCCCUGUUCACAUGAGCUUACAUUCUAGAGGGAGUGGGGUGUAGUGCCGGAAAAGGUAAUGGUAGGGUAGAAACGUAGGUUGCUAGAAUAGUUUUCAAUGAGGGCUUAGUGUUUUUUUUUGUUUUGUUUUUUGGAUGACUGUUGCAGGAGAGGAAGCAAAGUUCGGGAAGGGAAAGCUUUUAUGUAAAAUAUCCAUUUUUGUAGCUAUUUGACUCACUGUGCAUACUAACAUAUGAAAAGAUAAAUAAACAUACAAUUUUAAAUGGUUAAUAAUAUUAUAUACCAGUGCUGCUGGAUUCUGGCAUCAUAGUCAGGGCUUUAGAGUGGAUGUAGAAUUAAAACCAACGUGUAUUUCAAUAUAUUUCUGUAAUGGUGGAUAUGUGCAAACUGAGAGAACAGUUUCUUGGAGUAGCAAAAGCAUUUCUAAGUAUAUGAUCAUAACAAUUAAAAGGUUAAUUAUCAAUAACAUGAGUCAAGUAUUUAGGCACUAUUUCCUAAGUAAUGACUUUUAUUAUUGAGAUUAUCUAAAAUCAUGUUUGGAAUGCCAAUAGCUAUAUGAGCUCAAAGUCAUAAAGAUAACAGUUGAAAAGAAUGAUAAUAAUUCUUCAGCUAUAAACUAGUUUCAAAAUGCACACCUUACAGGCAGAAAAUGUUGAUGACAUUUGUUGCAUUUAGUUUACAAACAUUUUUCUUGUUCCUUAUUAAGUUUUCCUAAACUAAAAUGUUUUGUUCUCAUUUGAGCAGCCUGAAGAACAGCCUGCUGCAGAAGCAAAAUUCUGAAACUCUGGAUCUGUCUGGUAUCCCAUUGUCCCCCCGUGAUGUACAGCGUGUUUCCCUCUACUUGCAGAAUCAAGGAGACAGUCUCACCAGUGUGGACCUGAGUUUCACUGAACUCACAGAUGGUACUCUGGAGCUGGUCUUGCCCACUCUUGCAACUCUCACCAACCUCACACACCUGGCACUCAAUGGGAAUCGCCUUUCUUGUUGCACCCUGAAGGAACUCAGUGAAGCCAUGAAGGACAGUGCCAACUUUCCUUCGCUGAGCUGGGUGGACUUGGGCAAUAAUGUAGAUAUCUGCUCCAUGCCACAGCCACUGCUCCUGGGGUUGAGGAGACGCUUGUGCCAGCAGAAUCUUCUUCCUACCAUCCCUGAAGCUCAGGAUGGUGAUAUGUCAGAGGGAGGGUUUCCUAUCCCUUUUCAACAGCUGCCCUGGGACAGGUGAAAUCCCUGGCUGUAGCAUUCAUGGUGAUUGUAACUUAAUCAACUUAAAAAGUACUUUUCCUCCUCACACCUGUUGAAACCACCUUAAAUAAAGCAGAAAGUGAGUCUCACACUUGCUCUACCACAGUCCUGCCUUCAUCCACCAAGGGAAUUUGCAAAACACAGGUGCCCCAUGGAAUCAUUCAACUGUACAGCCUGGGUGAAGAACCCAAUGGCAGGCAAGGAGGAGAACAUGAGAGAUCGGUUCCUGCUUCAUCACCGCCUGUUCUAAUCUCUGAACAAAAGGGACCAGGAAUCACAGACGGGCAGAGCCAGACCUGCUGUGUCAGGAAUAUUAGGAAAAGGGGUGGGUACACAAGAAACAAGGGAGGGGGCAUCAGCUAUCCUAAUGUGGCAUGAUUGUUGAGCAAAGGCAAAGGGAUGUCUGGAACGACCUAAGAAUAAACUUGCUCAGUACACUGGUUAACAGUAUAGAGUAUAAACUCAAAUAAUGGACUGAUGUCUGCAGAGACAGAUACACCAUGGACUUUAAGUAAAUUGCAGUGCCUACAGGUAUCCCACUUCCAAUCACACAAAGGAUUAUUUACACAAACGAUUUAUGGGUGCCACAGAUUUAACAUCUCACCAAUCUGUAACCUCUGUACUUAGAGCAGAAGACUGGCCAUUCUUACAAUUUGCCAUUUGUGACUUUCCAGUGUAAAAGGGGUUUUUCUAAUAUUGUACAACCUUCAAAUAUGCAUUAAAUUAGUUGUUUAACUUGUUUGUAUGAAACAAAAUAUUGUACAAUUAUUACUCUGUCUCUUGAUGAGUCUGACAAACAAUUCCAGCUUUGUAACAGGGCUACGCAGGAGACUGCUAUGUAAACUGCCAGUCCGUCAGCUGUUGUGAGUGACAGACAGAACCUUAGCAACUUGGCCGGUUAUCAAAAUCCAUUUAAGACAAACAAAGCUGACCUAUUCACAGUUACAAUGGUGAGCAUUACGGCUCUGAAGGUUUCAGAAAUCUGGAGAUGAAUAGAAAACUAUUUCAGUUGCUUAGUGGGGCUGUGACUCACUUCAUUGAGGCAGAUGUGAGUUAUAUAACAAAAUGUAGGACUUGUUUUGUGCUCAUUUACUCUUACUGACAAAUCUUGGAGUUAUAUGGUUAAAUUCAGUUAGGGUCCCUUUAAAGGAAUUCAGAGCAAUGCAGUUUUUAUUUGGCAGUGGCAAACAUAAAUCUAGAUUGCCAUGUAAUAAUAAUUUGGAACUAGGAGAUGUACUGUUAGAAUGGCAUCAUUACUAUUAAACAUUGCAGUUUAAGUGGCAACAGAAAUACAAUACAAAUCCAGAGUAUGCAAAAAAAAAUCAUGCCAAGGUAGAGAAACAGUUAUACAUACGUCUGUGAGAAAGUGCAUUUUGUAACACUUACAUAAUAUGUGAACAUUCCAUUUGUCAGGAUUUUGUCAGAAUUGUGUGCCUGUGUGAAACGGUAUAAUAGUUUUCUCACAGAGUAAUCCAAUAAGAGCCAUUAGCAGACCAAGCUGCCAAAAUAUAAAUUAAAUCGUGAUGGAUAAUCUUGGCAAGCCAGAUGUUCUUUCUCACUCUUUUGUGCUACUGAACUUCCUGUACAGUUUGAUUAGAAGAGAAUCGUACGCAUCUAAUGUGUCAAUAGAUUAAUCACUGCAGAAAUGAAUGUAAGCAAAUUGUGUUUUGUAAUGAACUGGGCAAAACAAGAAUAAACAUUUUUUUCCCAUAAUCUCCAUUUCAUAAUAUAUAUGUUUAAUCCACAGGAUUUUUAACGUGGAAAUAUUACGGCUCUACCAUCUAAAUUUCAAAAUGAAUGAUAUUUGCUAGGAAAUGUACAGCACACAUUACUAGGA
Pelobates cultripes (western spadefoot toad) is the source of this 15259-nucleotide messenger RNA. The record is from the annotation of a GenBank genome assembly. Lineage: Eukaryota; Metazoa; Chordata; Amphibia; Anura; Pelobatidae.